This is a messenger RNA of Penicillium cinerascens, 945 nucleotides long. Its product is annotated as GID4/VID24 family protein. Gene Ontology annotation, biological process: protein catabolic process in the vacuole; protein targeting to vacuole; negative regulation of gluconeogenesis. The record is from RefSeq and is a predicted model, not a curated record. Gene Ontology annotation, cellular component: extrinsic component of membrane; GID complex. Bases 1 to 945 code for a protein of 314 amino acids. The transcript has 4 exons. NCBI's taxonomy places the organism in Eukaryota, Fungi, Ascomycota, Eurotiomycetes, Eurotiales, Aspergillaceae.
AUGCCGACUCCCAGUGACAACCAUCCGACUUCGAUCGCUGAAGUGAUCUCCUCCCGCACAUGUCCACCCGAUGCUGAUCGAGUUCCGGCCUGGAGAGACUCGCCGGACUCCUCCGGCUCAGUUAUCGAUGGCGUCGACGAUGUCCUCUCGCCAGCCAGUGCCAUCGCGCCAUCCGUGCUGAGUCGUUCCGACGACGGCAGCACACUCUUGGCGUCCGAUCCGCUGAAGGUGGAAAGUAAGAUGCCCGGCGCGGAUGAAGAAUCUACGCCUGGGAGGUCAAGCUCUCCAGAGGAGACAUGCGAUCGGAGUCAAUCGACUGUCACGCCCCCUAACUCAUCGCUGCUGCGAUAUGAAUUUUCUAACGUUCGGCUCCUGCCAAACCACUCUUCGUCUUUUCUUCGCUCGGGCAGCAGAUUCGUCGGAACACAACAGUCGGACCGCCAGGUAUACAAUGUCGACGUGGAGAUUAAGCAGGUGGACAUUGCCGAGUCCUACCUCUGCGGUUAUCUUCGCAUUCAAGGCCUGACAGAAGACCACCCUACCUUGACUACGUUUUUCGAAGGCGAAAUCAUCGGAACAAAGCAUACAUUCCAAACUCGCAACGAAGCAUGGGGCGCCAAUGAGAAAACCGAUAUACAUCAUUGGUCUCGGUUUCCUGCGUGGAAGCCGCUGGCCAAACAAGCCAAGCGGACCGAUUUUACAUACCGCAAUUUUGCCCAGCGUGAGCACGUGUUCAUGAGAUGGAAGGAAUACUUCCUCGUCCCUGAUCAUCGGGUUCGGACAAUCUCUGGCGCUAGCUUUGAGGGAUUUUACUACAUAUGCUUCAACCAAGUGGAGGGAUCUAUCAGCGGUGUCUACUUCCAUGCGAAGAGCGAACGAUUCCAACAGCUUGAACUCAAGCAUGUCGAUGAUCGUGGAUGUGCACCAGCAGUCGAAUUUCGCUAG